AUGUCCCUCCUGUUCGGCUCCCUCAAAAGGUCUGCACGAUAUAGCAACGCCCCAGGCUCGCUACCUAUCCUCUCCGUCGACUGGCCCACCUUCACUAAGCUACCUACACCUUCGACUUCGCCUAUCAUGAUGUGCACGACAACCUUCAACCCGCUGGUUCAAGGCUGGAGAUGGCCGUACGGCGUCGAGCCUACCCCAGUCGUUUACGGGGCCCUUCCCAGUUCCAUGCAGCCCGCGCCAAAAGCACAAGUCUCUCCUCGCGACGCUAUCGUCUUUCACCUAUCGCAUUACCGUCCAGACGUCCUGAACUGUCUCGUAUCGGACGCCCAUGGACGAAAACACCUGCGAAUCUCGACAAACGAUUCAGAAGGCAGUCCCACUGUUUGGCGAGACGUCACAAGCCAGCGUGCAGUUGCGCUCGUCGAUUGGUCUCAAAGGCCUUCUGCGAUGAUUGAAAUCCCGGGACUUCUCGGCAGAACCGCAGUGCAAGACUGGAUACCCCUGUGCGAUGACCACACAACCAGGUACAUGGAACUCCGAGGCGUGCACUACUCGUGGGUGCCGGUGGGCGAGUUUAUUUGCCUUUAUCGCACGGGAGACGCUAGAACAUCAGCCAUCGCACGCGUGUCCCGCGCAUCCAACGGCGCAACCCUGGAGCUCUCGCGACAGGCCCUCCUAGCUGAAGCAAGCCUCUUCGAGCUAUCUGUCGUCGCAGCAACGCUGUUCCUCUCUGGUCAACGAUUUGACUGA
This is a messenger RNA of Peniophora sp. CBMAI 1063, 750 nucleotides long. Lineage: Eukaryota; Fungi; Basidiomycota; Agaricomycetes; Russulales; Peniophoraceae. The record is from the annotation of a GenBank genome assembly.